ACUGCAUAAUACUGCAUAAUCUCUUAUAAUAAUACGGAGAGUGUGUCCGUCUGUCUGUGACAGGCAAAGUGGAUGUGUUCAUUUUCCUUUGAUGUAGCCGAAAUUUCCUUUGAAGUCUCCGAAAAAGUUAUAUCCAUUUUGCCAGCGGGUUUACUUUGUUUACAUCACGUGAUCUAAAUGAAGCAACUUGAUUUGCUGAAAAAAUUUUAACGGCUAACUCCCGAAAAAUGGUAACCCUCGACACAAAAGCAACAACAAGAAAACAGCCCCUUCGUCUUGAAAAAUUGCAAAAAGUAAUUCAGAGAAAGAAAAGUCCAAGAAAUGAAGUGAGAAGUGGUAGCUAGAGCUAGAAGUAAAGUAGUAAAGUUAGAAGAAGAAAAUAGAAGCUAGAGGUUGAAGUGGAUUUGAAAUCACAAAUAUGUAUCGGGUACAAAAACAGUUUGUUGAAGGUGCAAGUGAGUGGAUGAAAAUGGAGACCACACCUUUUAUGGAUGAAGAUGAUAGAACACAUGACUUAAGCAAAAAACAGAAAUAUAUAGAUUCAAGCGAUACAAAUUGGACAGUGUUUUACGUAGUAUUCAUCGCAACUGAAGUAGUUGGCGCGCUAUGUAUUAUUUUAGUUGUGGUGUUGGUGACACAGUAUAUGGGCGGGUUUGCAUGGGAUGGAUCAAAACAAAUGUUCAACUACCACCCUGUGUUUAUGGUGACUGGAAUGGUUGUGUUGUAUGGAAAUUCUGCGAUGGUAUAUCGAAUCUUUCGCCGACAAAAUAAGAUCUCCGUAAAACUCCUACAUGCUGCUCUCCACCUGGGCGCUUUAAUAUUCGCCGUGGUCGGAUUAUACGCUGUGUUCAAAUUUCAUAUAACAGCAGGAUAUCGGAACAUGUAUUCCAUUCAUAGUUGGUUCGGCAUGGGUGCUGUUGUAUUGUUCUGUUGCCAGUACCUGUUUGGAUUUCUUGGUUUCUUGUACCCCAAAUUUGUCGAAAAUCAAAGGGGAUAUUAUUUAAAAACACAUGUCUACUUUGGUGGUGUUAUUUUGGCAUUGGCUAUUGUAGCUUGUGCGUCAGGUAUUACAGAGCAGAUGUUAUUUAAAUUCAAAGAUGUGUAUUCAAAGAAGUCUUCAGUUGGUAUCAUAGCCAACUCUCUUGGUGUUUGUAUUGCUCUGUAUGCCAUGUUGGUCGGCUUCAUAUUGUAUAACACAUCAUACAAACGAAGUUCGAAAAAUUGAGCAAAGUAGACUUUGUUUAGAAACUUGAAACUUGAAAAUGUAAUAUACAAAAAAAAUAAAUAAAUAAAGCUACCGCUUCGACGCUCA
Messenger RNA from Hydractinia symbiolongicarpus, 1312 nucleotides. RefSeq names its product lysosomal membrane ascorbate-dependent ferrireductase CYB561A3-like. Gene Ontology annotation, molecular function: oxidoreductase activity. NCBI's taxonomy places the organism in Eukaryota, Metazoa, Cnidaria, Hydrozoa, Anthoathecata, Hydractiniidae. Bases 419 to 1225 code for a protein of 268 amino acids. The transcript has 5 exons. The record is from RefSeq and is a predicted model, not a curated record.